This is a messenger RNA of Echinops telfairi (small Madagascar hedgehog), 2035 nucleotides long. It is a transcript of the gene U2AF2, whose product is annotated as U2 small nuclear RNA auxiliary factor 2. The transcript has 13 exons. Gene Ontology annotation, cellular component: U2AF complex; nuclear speck; U2-type prespliceosome. Gene Ontology annotation, molecular function: pre-mRNA 3'-splice site binding; poly-pyrimidine tract binding. Gene Ontology annotation, biological process: mRNA processing. The coding region runs from base 1 to 1530 and encodes 509 amino acids. The record is from RefSeq and is a predicted model, not a curated record. Lineage: Eukaryota; Metazoa; Chordata; Mammalia; Afrosoricida; Tenrecidae.
AUGCGUGCAGAUAUUCUGGCCACUGGGCCUCCGCCCCUCUGGGAAGAGAAACCACCUCAAACUGAUCUCUACGCAGGCGCAGCAGUCUUCUCGCAACGGGACAAGGAGAACCGCCACCGGAAGCGCAGCCACAGCCGCUCUCGCAGCCGGGACCGCAAGAGGAGGAGCCGCAGCCGGGACCGCCGCAACCGGGACCAGCGCAGCGCCUCCAGGGACAGGCGGCGGCGCAGCAAACCUUUGACCAGAGGCGCUAAAGAGGAGCAUGGUGGACUGAUCCGCUCCCCUCGCCAUGAGAAGAAGAAGAAGGUUCGGAAGUACUGGGACGUGCCCCCGCCUGGCUUCGAGCACAUCACGCCCAUGCAGUACAAGGCCAUGCAAGCUGCGGGUCAGAUCCCGGCCACUGCCCUGCUUCCCACCAUGACCCCCGAUGGCCUGGCUGUGACCCCAACACCGGUGCCUGUGGUCGGCAGCCAGAUGACCAGACAGGCCCGACGCCUUUAUGUGGGAAACAUCCCCUUUGGCAUCACUGAGGAGGCCAUGAUGGACUUCUUCAACGCCCAGAUGCGCUUGGGCGGCCUGACACAGGCCCCUGGAAACCCAGUCCUGGCUGUGCAGAUCAACCAGGACAAGAACUUUGCAUUUCUGGAGUUCCGCUCAGUGGAUGAGACCACCCAGGCCAUGGCCUUCGACGGCAUCAUCUUCCAGGGUCAGUCGCUGAAGAUCCGCAGACCACAUGACUACCAGCCUCUGCCUGGCAUGUCGGAGAACCCCUCCGUCUAUGUGCCCGGCCUGGCCGGUGGACUGUACAGUGACGGCUCGGCACGCUCUGUCCUUCCAGGGCCAGGAGUUGUGUCCACUGUGGUCCCUGACUCUGCCCACAAGCUUUUCAUCGGGGGCUUACCCAACUACCUGAAUGACGACCAGGUGAAGGAGCUACUGACAUCAUUUGGGCCCCUUAAAGCGUUCAACCUGGUUAAAGACAGCGCCACAGGGCUCUCCAAGGGCUAUGCCUUCUGUGAGUACGUGGACAUCAACGUCACGGACCAGGCCAUUGCUGGGUUGAACGGUAUGCAGCUAGGUGACAAGAAGCUGCUGGUCCAGCGGGCGAGUGUGGGCGCCAAGAAUGCCACGCUGGUGAGCCCCCCGAGCACCAUCAACCAGACGCCCGUGACCCUGCAAGUCCCCGGGCUCAUGAGCUCCCAGGUGCAGAUGGGCGGCCACCCUACUGAGGUGCUGUGCCUCAUGAACAUGGUGCUGCCUGAGGAGCUGCUGGACGACGAGGAGUACGAGGAGAUCGUGGAGGACGUGCGUGAUGAGUGCAGCAAGUAUGGCCUGGUCAAGUCCAUCGAGAUCCCCCGGCCCGUGGAUGGCGUCGAGGUGCCCGGCUGCGGAAAGAUCUUUGUGGAGUUCACCUCCGUGUUUGACUGUCAGAAAGCCAUGCAGGGCCUGACUGGCCGUAAGUUCGCCAACCGAGUGGUCGUCACCAAGUACUGUGACCCGGACUCCUACCACCGCCGGGACUUCUGGUAGAGACAGGCGGCGCACAGCUCGGCGUGCGGGGCGGCGGGCUGGGCCUAGGGGCCGGUCUCUGCUGCCCCGCAGAAGACCCGACAGACAAAACUUGGGGAGAGGAGCAGCAACGAAGCAACUGGAAUGGCAGCGAUGGGGGGCGGGGUGGGGGAGGGAGCGGGCAGUGGUCAAGAGUGGCCGAGGGCACAUGGCGGGUUAGGACCCCACGCCCCUCCCCCUCAGCUGCCCCUUGCUCCCACCCCGCCCAUGGUAGGAACAUAGCGUGUUUAUAUUUUAUGGCCAAACGAUUUUGAAUUUUGUUGCCUGGCCCCCGGUGCGCCCCCAACCCCCCAGGACCACAGCUCCUGCCCCGCGACCUCGCCCUCCUCCUCCCCAAGCCCCGGUUUCUUAAACGUAGUUGACCCCUUUAGUCUCCCAGACCUGUGCCCGCCUCGUGCCCCGGCCCCUGUGGCAAUUUCAUAUUUGCUAAGACGAAUUUGCUCAUUAAACAUUUUGUUGUAUUUUA